AUGUCAUCAGUCGCUGAGGAAAACAAGCAGGAAAAACUGAAUCAAGAAACAGCCAAGGCAGUACAGUCAUCUGGUGGCAUUAAUUAUCUUUAUGCAGAAUAUAUUCGCAAAGUUGCAAAUAGAGUAGUUCAAUCCGAAGAUUCAGUCGUAGAUCGCUUACAACCAAAUGUUCAUGUUGACAUUAAGGAAGAAGCAUGGCGUCAAGCAAUUUGCGUUACUCUUGCUUAUCUUAAGAGAUUCAAAAUGGAAGAAUCAAUUGCUACAAUGAGAACAGAAUUCCCAGAAACGCCAGCUAAAUCAGGAUAUAGCAAACGCUCAGAUCUUGAAGCAUUCUUCUCAGAAACAGCAGAUAUUAUUUCUGAAGUCAAGCGCAAGAACUUUGACAAGAGAGUUAAGGCAUUUGCUGAUGAAGCAGGUCUCGAUGCUGCUAUGCCAUCAGCUAAGAAAGAAAAGCGUCAUAAGCAUUAA
Molecule: messenger RNA, 468 nt
Organism: Trichomonas vaginalis G3
Lineage: Eukaryota; Parabasalia; Trichomonadida; Trichomonadidae
Exons: 1
Coding region: 1-468 (155 amino acids)
Source: RefSeq, a predicted model, not a curated record